This is a messenger RNA of Mycosarcoma maydis (corn smut), 2490 nucleotides long. RefSeq names its product MAP kinase pathway-interacting protein. The coding region runs from base 1 to 2490 and encodes 829 amino acids. Gene Ontology annotation, biological process: signal transduction. Gene Ontology annotation, molecular function: protein binding. The record is from RefSeq and is a predicted model, not a curated record. NCBI's taxonomy places the organism in Eukaryota, Fungi, Basidiomycota, Ustilaginomycetes, Ustilaginales. The transcript has a single exon.
AUGUCCUCUCAAAGCCCAAAGUCGUCACCGACAGUUCAUGUCAACAAGUGGUCCGAGCAGCAGGUCGUAGACUGGCUCUCCUCCGUCGGUCUUUCCAAGUAUGCAAGAGACUUCAAGUCAAACGGCAUCACUGGCGAUGUGCUUGUUCUGCUCGACGACGAAGCUCUCAGGGAUAUCGGCGUCGUCACCAUAGGUCAGCGCCUCGCGCUCCUUGCUGCCAUCUACCGUCUCAAGCAGCAGUUUGACAUCCCCAUCCAAGAAGGCGACUGGAUUCCCAAGUCAAUCGAGGCGCAAGAACAUGCCACCAACACGCUCAGCACAGCUCACAUGUCUACUGCGCUACGUCAACGCGACGAUCGCAUUCGUCUCUUGGAAUCGCAGAUCCUGCGACUCGCAGACUAUCUCGUUCGCUUCCAGCAGGACAUGGCGUCCGUAGCAAGGCACGUCGGAGUCAAGGCGCAUUCCAUUGACACGCCCAUCACCCUUGUUUCCAACUCGCUCUCCGCGCAUCGUUCCAGUGAGAGCAGCGCCACCACGUCCGCCUUCGGCUCAAAUUCCGAUCUGGCUUCCUCAGCCGCAUCCAGCUUGCCCAUGGAAUCGCCCACUUCGCGCAACUUUGCUGGUCUUGUCUCUCCCACUCGAACCGGCUUCACAUAUGGCGGCUCACAAGCCAUGAGCGGCUUCAAACCAACCACCGUCAAGUCGUCCAGGUCUAAUAGUAUCGGUGGUGCCGCGCCCAUGACACCCACUACUGCCGCACACAUGUAUGCGGCCAGCGCGUCCAAUACAGUGCCCACAGGAGAUGUUUCGCCAACGCAGAUUACUCCCUCGGUCACUCCCACAUCACUCGGAUCUCAGCCUGCUUUCCCUCAGCAGCAACCGCCAUCCAGUGCCGGUUCCACCUCGAUGGUGAGUCCGACCCGUCGGCUUGCGCAUCAGAACUCGCUUGCACAUCCAGACGCCGCUGGCUCUGCUCGACCGCGUGCAGGCUCCGUGGGUGCAUCCGCUGCUCUGUCGUCUACCAGUGGCUCAUCUCUCUUUUCCAAUACUGGAAGCAGCGGCUCCAUCAACGCCACCACUGUCAGCGCAGCAACCGAACGCGACGAUCGCAUCAAAGACGCCGCAGCGACGACCGUGUCGGAACCGAAGCCCAAAUUUUCGACGGUCGCUGCCUCGGGCUCUUCGUUGUCGGCAUCGCCAGCCGCUUCUGCAGCGGCUGCUACCACGGCAUCCUCCGACAGCAACCCGUACAAGUCGUUUCGCGUCACUCUCGACGACCCAUGCUAUAAGGUGCUCCCAGCAGCGCUCAAAAAGUACAAGAUCAACGACGACUGGCGCAAGUACGCGCUCUUUAUCUGCUACGGCAAGACGGAGCGGUGUCUCAGCUACGACGAAAAACCUCUGCUUCUGUUUCAGAAGCUCAAGGAAAACGAACAGAGCCCUGUCUUUAUGCUUCGUCACAUCCGCGACGUAAAAUCGCCCAUUGCGAUCGCCGAGGCAAAGGCAGCCUCGAAGCUUCAGGAACGCGAAACCGACGGUGGUUCGUCCGCUACCAAGAAGCGAAGCGCGCCGCGUGCCGACCGACGUCGUGUGAUUGCAGGAACACCGCCGCCGGGUGCGCUCGUCACCAACGCUUCGAACCCGGUGGAAGUUGGACCGGCUGCCGACUUGCCCGAACGCAACAAGGUGGCGAGAACAUACGCGGUGGCCAUCUACCCAUACAUGCCCGAGCGCGAUGACGAGUUUGACGUGAAUGUGGGCGAUACGUUUGUCGUGAUCAACAAGGCCAAAGGGUGGUGGAUCGUGCAACGAGACGCAAAGCAAGACGGUGCAGGGGACGUGGUGUAUAGCGUCCCGGCGAGCGAAGCGAGUUCGGCGGAUGAUGAUGGAGUCACCUACUCGAACUACCGAGCCGAGCAUGCGUCUGGAUGGGUGCCUGCCGGGUGUCUGCUCGAGACAAGUCGACCUCUGGGGAGCAUUGUGGAAGCCGAGGCGGCGUCGAUGUCGCAUGUGCGGUCGGGUGCAAGCACCAUCUCGAACCCGAGCACGCCCACGGCAUCGAGCAGCGGAGCCAAGCUGGAUGCCAAGCGUGCGGCGAUUCCGCCGGCGCUGAUUACGAGCACCAGCACGCCGGGGAUCAUGCUCAUGGAUUACCAGAGUGGCGAGGGCGAUCUGGAUCUGCGCAAGGACGAGCGUCUGCGCGUAUUCAAGCGGUACAACCACUGGUCAUAUUGCGUACAGGAGCGAGAUGCGCACGCCAGGGGCUGGGUCCCCAGCUGGUACAUUGGCAAGCUUUCCUCGGCCGCCAGCGGAUCGUUGGGCAAGUCGGCGUCGACCACUGCUUUGUCUGCGACGCCCGUCCCGGAUUCGCGCUUGAUGCAUGCGGCAGAGUCCGUCACAGCCGUGGCCGGCUCGCCGUCGUACGACAGCAGUUUGACACACGACCAUCCGUCCGCGCAUUCAGCUUCCGCGCCGAUGGCUACCGUCUGA